Messenger RNA from Hibiscus syriacus, 1397 nucleotides. Its product is annotated as galactinol synthase 1-like. The transcript is spliced from 3 exons. Gene Ontology annotation, molecular function: glycosyltransferase activity. The record is from RefSeq and is a predicted model, not a curated record. NCBI's taxonomy places the organism in Eukaryota, Viridiplantae, Streptophyta, Magnoliopsida, Malvales, Malvaceae. The coding region runs from base 92 to 1102 and encodes 336 amino acids.
AAAAAGAAACAUUGCCUUAAGAGCUCUCUUCAGUUCUCCUAAUUUAUAGCCAUCUCCUCCUUGAUUUCUCUUUCCAUUAAGCUUCAUUUUCAUGGCUCCUGAAUUGGUUCCAUUCGGAGAUAAAACCAACGUUUUCACUAAACCAAUCACCUUGCGCAACCGUGCUUACGUCACUUUCUUGGCCGGAAAUGGUGACUACGUGAAAGGAGUCGUAGGGUUAGCUAAAGGGUUAAGGAAGGUGAAAGCGGCUUACCCUUUAGUGGUAGCCGUUUUACCCGACGUGCCUGAGGAGCAUAGGCGGAUCCUGGAGCACCAGGGUUGUAUCGUACGAGAGAUCGAACCCGUUCAUCCGCCCGAGAACCAGACCCAGUUCGCCAUGGCUUACUACGUCAUCAAUUACUCCAAGCUUCGGAUUUGGGAGUUUGUAGAGUACAAUAAGAUGAUAUACCUUGACGGCGACAUUCAGGUGUACGACAACAUCGACCACUUGUUCGAUUUGGCCGACGGGCAUUUCUACGCCGUAAUGGACUGUUUCUGUGAGAAAACAUGGAGCCACACACCACAAUACAAGAUCGGGUACUGCCAACAGUGUCCCGACAAGGUGAAGUGGCCUGCCGAGAUGGGUAAUCCUCCUCCUCUUUACUUCAAUGCCGGAAUGUUCGUGUUCGAGCCCAGCCUUACGACCUAUGAAUAUCUGUUGAGGACUCUCGAAAUCACCACGCCAACCCCAUUCGCGGAGCAGGACUUUUUGAACAUGUUCUUUAAGGACAUUUACAAGCCAAUUCCUUUGAUUUACAACCUUGUUCUUGCCAUGUUAUGGCGUCAUCCUGAGAAUGUGGAGCUUGAAAAAGUUAAAGUUGUUCACUAUUGUGCAGCGGGAUCAAAGCCUUGGAGGUAUACAGGGAAAGAAGACAACAUGCAAAGAGAAGACAUCAAGAUGCUUGUGGAGAAAUGGUGGGACAUUUACAACGACGACUCACUUGAUUUCAAGGAACCCACCGCUGGUGAAGGAGAGACGGAGCCCGUUAAUCUGCAACCCUUCCUGGCUGCUCUCUCAGAAGCCGGUUCAGUCCACUUCGUGGCCGCCCCAUCGGCGGCGUAAAUACGGCCAGCUCUCUUUUAUAACUACGAUAAAAAUACUCGUCAGAAUCGGGAAAGGUUGUUCUUGAAGUGGGGUUGAAGGAUUGUUAAAAGCUUCUAGGUGUGGGUUUUUUUCUUCCAAUUAUUAAUUACGAUGUUUUUUUUGGGGGGGGGGGGGUUUGAUGAAAGUUAGAGUGCCAACUUGACGUAUGGGGUCAAGAUUUGGAUGGUAAGUUGAUAGUGUGCAUUUCACAAAAGAGUCUUGUAAUUAAUUGUGUCAGUGGAAAUGGGGAAUUAUAAUCUUAAUUUUGCAGCAA